GCACAUAUGUGUAGAUGUUUUCUAAAUAAUAAGUUUUAAUAUUUUAUUUAUUAUCCACUUGAUACUUUAAAAGUGCAACAAACACACUCCAUAUGGAUGAUCUCAAUCCCUUGGCUGGCACAGCACAUCUGCUGGAGGAAGUAGACAAGAAGCUAAUGGUUCUGCUACGAGAUGGACGCACUUUAAUCGGCUACUUACGAUCGGUGGAUCAGUUUGCCAACUUAGUAUUGCAGCGAACAAUUGAGCGGAUACACGUUGGAAACGAGUACGGUGACAUUCCGCGUGGGGUUUUUAUAAUACGGGGUGAGAACGUAGUGCUGCUGGGCGAGAUUGAUCGUGAAAAAGAGCAAAAACUACCAUUGAAGGAAAUUUCUGUGGAUGAAAUACUAGACGCACAGCGUCGAGAACAGGAACAGCGUCAGGAGAAGCACAGGUUAGUGUCAAAGGCACUCAAAGAGCGCGGUCUGGCUGUCAAUGCGGAUAUCAUAAACGAGGAUUUUUGUUAGAUUAAGAACAUUUCAUCGAUUUUUGUCAGUUGUAUAUUUGUACUUCAUAAAAAUCUAUUUAAAAACUAAUUAUAUACAAGAA
Molecule: messenger RNA, 588 nt
Organism: Drosophila busckii
Lineage: Eukaryota; Metazoa; Arthropoda; Insecta; Diptera; Drosophilidae
Gene: LSm1
Product: U6 snRNA-associated Sm-like protein LSm1
Exons: 3
Coding region: 93-506 (137 amino acids)
Biological process (GO): deadenylation-dependent decapping of nuclear-transcribed mRNA
Cellular component (GO): P-body; Lsm1-7-Pat1 complex
Molecular function (GO): RNA cap binding
Source: RefSeq, a predicted model, not a curated record